UGUGGCAGUGUUUUGCCAGACAUACCAAGAUUCAUUCCACAGUUUUGGCAGUAAGCUCUAGAAUAUGGUAUGUCAUUGAGCGGCAAAGAAAAACUUGUUGUAAGCUUACGGCUUGGACCGAAGUGUACAGCUUCAUGCACACUGCAUGGAUUGUUGGCCCAGAUCAAUUAAUUGGUGAAAACUGUCAAACAUAUCAAUUAAACGCCGAGCCAAAUUAUAAUGCGACUGCAAGAUGUAUCAGCUGAGGCCUAGUCGGGAUGAAGCAAACCUGACGCCUGCGAAUAUCGGGUGACAUGAUUAAUGAGCAGGAGUAUUAAACAGCUUACGUACUAUCUUGCAUCGGUGUCAUUUGGCUGCUUUAUAUAUAUUCUAGAUAUAAAUAUCAAGCAUGUUCCCAGGCUGAACGCAUCACAAACAUUCCUUCAAGCCAACACCCGAAUACCAGCAGUUUUACCUAUCUCCAAGUCUUUGAAGAGAAUCAGUUCUCACCAAAUCCAAAACACGGAAAACAUGCGUUCUACCAGUCUGCUCACCGCCACACUUGCGCUCCUCGCAAUGACCUGUCACGCAUUUCCUGCCCAGGAACUCAAGGGGUUGACUACCUCCGCUGCCAAAUGCAGUACGAAAGCUGAUUGUACUGGUGGGGACGUCUGCAUGAUCGUCGGCUGCCACGGUCAGUUCGUGGGUGCCAACUGUCAGGCGGCCAGUGUCUGCAAUAGCUUCUCCGCACCCACUUGCGGUGCGACUUGCAACUAA
Molecule: messenger RNA, 756 nt
Organism: Periconia digitata
Lineage: Eukaryota; Fungi; Ascomycota; Dothideomycetes; Pleosporales; Periconiaceae
Source: the annotation of a GenBank genome assembly